AAAGGCUACCUGAGAAGUCUCUCUCCAUCUCUCUUUCUUUUUCUCUCAAAAGCUUUCCUAAACGAGGAGGAACGGAAAGAAAAUGACUCACCGUCUAGCUCCCCGAUGUUUUCAGAUCAUGCUUCUAUGUCUUCUAAUCACUUCACCUAUAGAUGUUAUAGCUCAGGGAGGACAAGGUGAUAUACCAGUUGUUAAUCCUACAUCUCCCGGUGGCAGUACCACCACACCAACCAUAACACAACCAUCUCCGCCUUCCACAACAUUCCCUGGUCCAAUCACCAACCCAAAUACACCAACCGGCGGUUAUCCACCACUUGAUGGUACACCACCUACCGGUGGUGGCUAUCCACCACUUGAUGGCACCACACCAACAGGUGGUUACCCACCACUUGAUGGUACCACACCAACAGGUGGUGGUGCACCUGGUGGAGGUGGAGGUGGUGGUGACACCGGUGCAGGUGGUGGUGGUGGUGCACCUGGUGGAGGUGGAGGUGGUGACACCGGUGCAGGUGGUGGUGGUGCAACUGGUGGUGGCGGUGGUGGUGACACUGGUGCAGGUGGUGGAGGUGGUGGUGGUGGUGGCCAGUGGUGCAUAGCUAAGGCAAAUGCUUCGCCAACAUCAUUGCAGGUGGCUUUGGAUUACGCUUGUGGGUAUGGAGGAGCUGAUUGUGGCCAGAUCCAACAAGGUGCAAGCUGUUAUGAGCCUAACACUAUCCGUGAUCAUGCUUCCUUUGCUUUCAAUAGUUAUUACCAGAAGCAUCCUGGUUCAGACAGCUGCAAUUUUGGUGGGGCAGCACAACUUACCAGCACAGAUCCAAGUAAAGGAAGCUGUCGCUUCUCAUCAUCAUCAGGAACAGUCAGCACAAGCCCGCCAAGUCAACCGAGUCCACCAGAUUUUAGUUCCCCACCUUCUACUACAUACCCACCCCCAAUAACAACUCCAACUAUAGGCAUACCUGGUUCUGGACCACCCUUCGGCGUAGCAGAGCCAACAGGGCUUCCGAGUUCAGCAACUACUGUGUCACAUAGCUUCCUCUCAAUAUUUACAGCAAUUGGGAUACUAAUGCCAUUGCUCAGGCAAAAUUAUCUUUAAACGGACAAGGGUUUCCAGGGUUUCAAUCAUUCUCUGCAAAUCACAAAGCGUGUUUUCUAUACAUACCAUCACGAUGUAUGGAGUUCAAGAAAGCAAGCCGUGAUCAGCAAAGAAGAUUUUAAUCCCAAGACCUUGCACUCAUCAUCUGUUCUCUUGCUAUAGUUCAUCAUGGAAAGUAUAUUUAUUUACUAGGAGAUAUUACAAAAUCAAAGGGCUUAGGAUAUAUACAUUCUUGUAGACUCAUUAAGCAUAAUGUAUCUCUCCACAGUUUUAGAGAGUAAAAUACUU
Messenger RNA from Eutrema salsugineum, 1381 nucleotides. Its product is annotated as pro-resilin. The record is from RefSeq and is a predicted model, not a curated record. The transcript has 4 exons. Bases 83 to 1093 code for a protein of 336 amino acids. Lineage: Eukaryota; Viridiplantae; Streptophyta; Magnoliopsida; Brassicales; Brassicaceae.